AUGUCUAAAAAUCUGAAUAUGGAUAUCUCUCAACUCAUCGCCUCCAUCAACUCCCUCACUACUUCCGGUGAUAUUGGGGCCGUAAAUGAACAACAACGGAACCAACUUUCCCAAGCAUGCGAUAAGCUAAGAAAGCUAUGUGAAACACCUUUAGAGAAAACUUUGAAGCUCCUUUUUACUGGCCACCAAGCAAUGGCACUCCGUCUCGGCAUCGACCUCAAACUCUUCGAUGCAAUCGCCAUUCGGUCUACUGAAAAUAAAGAUGGUUUGGUCAGUAUGGAGCAGCUUGCAGUGGAUGUUAAGGCAGACCCAAAACUAGUUAGCCGAAUCAUGAAGUUUCUAGCAGCGAUGGAUAUUCUGAAACAGCACACUCCAGAUACUUUCAGCUCUACACCAUUUGCCGUGGCUUAUGUUUCUGCAUCGCCUCUACCUGCUGCUGUGAUUCACUUCACUCACUUCUUUACCUUUAUUUCUCGACUCCCCGAAUACUUCGAGCAAAGGGGAUGGGUUAACCCUGGUGAAAUUGAUGAGACCCCCUUUAAUCUCGCCACUGGUACCAAGUCACGCUAUUUUGAUUAUCUUUCUUCGAAGCCAUAUUACCAGGAAGCCUUCAACACAGUGAUGGCAUCAUCUUACCGUCGCGUGGAGAAAAGCUGGCUCGAAUUCUUUCCCGUGGAAGAGAAGCUAAGAAUACAAGACCCCUCCGAAGUCCUUCUUGUGGAUGUUGGUGGUUGUCAAGGCAAAGACCUCCAAGCCUUUCGCGAAAGAUUCCCAACUUUACCAGGAAGACUCAUUCUCCAGGACCUACCACACGUCAUUGAAACUGAGAUUAUACCCACUGGUAUUGAAAGUCAGGGACAUAAUUUCUUCGAUGAACAGCCUGUUAAGAAUGCGAAAGCAUACUACCUCCGCAAUGUUCUUCACGAUUGGCCAGAUAAGCAAGUUGUGGAGAUUUUGACGAGGUUGCGUGAUGCAAUGGGACCAGAGUCUUUACUUUUAAUCGAGGAGAAGGCUAUGCAGGAGGUCAAUGUGCCAUUGAUGGCUGCUAUUGGAGAUAUGAGUAUGAUGGUUUCCUUUGCAGCAGCAGAGCGGACCAUGAACGAGUAUGAGGCCCUUCUUAAUCAAGCUGGGUUGAGACUCGUUGGUUUUUGGAAACCUGAGGAUUCGUCUCCAAUGCAGCCUACUAUUUUUGAAGCUAGUGUUCGGUGGUGA
This is a messenger RNA of Penicillium malachiteum, 1212 nucleotides long. RefSeq lists its product as uncharacterized. The record is from RefSeq and is a predicted model, not a curated record. Lineage: Eukaryota; Fungi; Ascomycota; Eurotiomycetes; Eurotiales; Aspergillaceae. Gene Ontology annotation, molecular function: O-methyltransferase activity. Bases 1 to 1212 code for a protein of 403 amino acids. The transcript is spliced from 4 exons.